AUGUCUCGCGGAAAUACGCCAUCGCAGCAUAACUCUACGCUAGCGAUUUCCCCCCUGGUCGGAAACCGGAACCUGCAGGUGCAACAACAGCAUUCACAACAGCAUUCACACCAUCAGGCACCACAACAGCUUCCACAACAUGCACAACAGCAACGAAAUGAUGCACUGCACACUCAGGGAAAUAGGCAAUGGAGUGGCAGCCAUCGAGCAGCCCAAACGCCGCAUCAUGCUGUCACAUACAGCCCGUUGGUGCAGAAAAUACAAAACAACGCAUCGCUGGCCACUCCGGCGCCAGUGCAAAACCAUGGCGGGUCAACAGCAGGACUGUUGGCGUCGAUGACCAAAAGCGGGCUUUUUGGACCAGCCAUGCCAUCCACGCUGCGUAAAGUCAGCGCAGUGACCGAACCCACCAGAUCUCCUUCAAACGCACGCCAAACCAUGACAAUGGACGAACUUCUGGACUCGAACCAAAUCGUGAACUCCAUCGACAUAGCACAGUUGCCGGCAGCAGAAAAACUACGUCUUUGGCGACACGAUUCGCUCAUGCAGCAUCAGUACCGCACCGCGGAGUAUAUCGGCGAUAAAGUCUACGCCAUGACAGGAGACCCCAACGACGCGUUUUGGCUCGCCCAGGUGUAUUUUAAUAGCGGGUCGUACAUUCGCGCCGUGGAGCUUCUGACGCGCAACAACCUCGAUACUUCCAGCGUGAUGUGCCGGUAUCUCACGGCUCUUUGUCUUGUGCAAUUGAAGAAGUACGAGGACGCACUCGAUAUUUUGGGAGAGACAAAUCCGUUCCAGGACCCACAGGGCAAUCGUGUGAGGAAUCAAGAUGGAGGAAUUAAGCUAGAGUCUUCCAUGUGUUAUCUGCGAGGGAAAGUCUUCGCAGCUUUGAACAACUUUGAAAGGGCCAAAGAGUGUUUAAAAGAAGCUCUGCAGGUUGACGUUAAAAACUUCGAAGCGUUCGACGAGCUCAUAUCCAAAAACUUGUUGACGCCAAAUGAAGAAUGGACUUUUGUUGCUUCACUCGAUUUCUCGGAAUUGGACGAUAACGAGGACUUUAUAAAGUCUUUGUACAUUUCCAAGCUAUCAAAACAUCUUAACAUGGACCAAGUCCGCAAAGCUCAGAACUUUUUGAUUACCGAAUACAAACUUAAUAACAACACUGAUAUCAUCCACAGUCAUGUGGAUCUGCUUUUCACCCAAUGUAAGUUCUCAGAGUGCUUGAAACUGUGCGAAGAAGCCUUGGAGCAAAACGAGUACUCAUUUACUAUCCUGCCGACAUACAUUUCAUGUCUGUAUGAACUAGGAGGAAAGAAUAAACUAUUUUUGGUAUCGCACAAGUUAGCCGAAAAUUUCCCCAAACAUCCCAUUACGUGGUUUGGAGUCGGGGCAUACUACAUGUGCACCAACAAAAUCUCUGAGGCAAGGAAAUACUUCUCAAAAUCAUCCAUUCUCGAUCCAACUUUUAGUCAAGCUUGGAUCGGGUUUGCACACACCUACGCUGUAGAAGGAGAGCACGAACAAGCCGUCUCUGCUUAUUCUACUGCAUCCCGGUUCUUUCCAGGAACUCAUCUCCCCAAUUUGUUUCUGGGAAUGCAGUAUCUACUCAUGGGAACAUUGCCGCUUGCGGAAGAAUACUUUAUUUUGUCAUACGAUGUUUGCCCUUAUGAUCCUCUACUAUUGAAUGAGAUGGGUGUGUUGUACUUCAAAAAAAAUGAUUUUGUGAAAGCCAAAAAGUAUUUAAAGAAAGCAUGGGAAGCUAUCAAAGCGCUGGACUCGGAAUCGAAAUCGUGGGUUUCGAUUCACACCAAUUUGGCACAUUCUUAUCGUAAGUUGGGGGAAAACGAGAGGGCCGUAAAAUGUUUCAAGCUCGUGUUAGAGACCGCUGGCAAAGAUACUGACACUUUAUGCGCUUUGGGUUAUGUUUACCUCCGAAUGAAUAGAAUAGGAAAAGCGAUUGAAUCUCUACACAGUUCGCUGGCCUUGUGCCCGUCAAAUCAAACAGCGCAAGAACUUCUCAAGCAAGCUUUGGAGGUGAAUUUGUCAACUGCUUUAGAUGAAAAUCAUCCUCUCGUGGUCAGUUCUCAAAUUCGAGAACAAAGCUCUGGUCUCGAUAGCCGCAAACGGGGUGCUCAUAAGUUGGAUGCCCAUGAAAUGGCGAAAAGACUGAAACAUGGGCGAGAUUCUUCUGAUGAGGAGGCAGACGAUGGUGACUCAAUGGAACUAGAGUAA
Molecule: messenger RNA, 2232 nt
Organism: Lachancea meyersii CBS 8951
Lineage: Eukaryota; Fungi; Ascomycota; Saccharomycetes; Saccharomycetales; Saccharomycetaceae
Source: the annotation of a GenBank genome assembly